GCUUGACUCCAUGUGGGCGUUGUGUGGUGCGGUGGUGCAGCUGGCCGUAACAUAUAAAGCUGGGCCCCUGGGGCCGCAGCUGCUCAUUGAUCAUCUUCCACGAUGUGGCUGCGUAUAACGAUUGCUCUGCUGCUGGCCUGCGUGGCUGGUGCCCUGGCCCAGAACGAUGGAAGGUAUCGUCCUCCUCCUGGUGCUGCGCGGGCGACUGCCGACGACGGACGCCACAAAGGUGGCAACGAUGGACGCUAUCGCGGCGGUGGCGAUGGCCGCUACUCCGGCGGCAACGAUGGCCGCUACAUACACAUGGACAACAAGUACGAGCAUGACGAUCGGGCUGGAGGAGCUUACACCGGAGACCGCAACCGCUAUGUGGGCGACAAGAAUGCUGGCGGUGGAGCAGGUCGAGCAGGUGGAGCAGGCGGUGCUGGGGCAGGUGCCAGAGCAGGAGCCACCGCUAGACCCAAGCCGCGACCCACAAUUCCACCACCGCCGGCAGUUGUCGAUGUGACGGCCAAGCUGCCCAAGGGACGGGGCACAGGCGAGGGCGGCAAUGGUUGGGCCAUUAUCCGACUGGAGGAUGAUGUGGAGCAGGAUGGCUACCACUAUCUCUACGAGACGGAGAACGGCAUUCUGGCCGAGGAGAGCGGACGCAUCGAGAAGCUGACCGAGGAGGAGGGCCUCCGCUCGAAGGGCUUCUACGAGUACACUGGCGACGAUGGCAUACUCUACCGCGUGGACUACACUGCCGAUGACAAUGGCUUCGUGCCCAGUGCUGCUCACCUGCCCACGGCUCCCCCGCCACCGCCGUACGUGGCCAAGCUGUUGGCCUACCUGGAGGCGAAUGCCAACAAGAAGAAAUAGUUAUGGAGUCGAAAUGUGAAUUGAUUUGACAAUAAAACAAUGUGCCAUACAA
Messenger RNA from Drosophila guanche, 913 nucleotides. RefSeq names its product larval cuticle protein LCP-30 (gene Cpr49Ab). The record is from RefSeq and is a predicted model, not a curated record. The coding region runs from base 103 to 861 and encodes 252 amino acids. Lineage: Eukaryota; Metazoa; Arthropoda; Insecta; Diptera; Drosophilidae. Gene Ontology annotation, cellular component: chitin-based extracellular matrix. The transcript is spliced from 3 exons. Gene Ontology annotation, molecular function: structural constituent of chitin-based larval cuticle.